UGAUUCUAGUUGUUUAUAUUGACUAUAAAAAAGACGUAGCUUGUGUCUAUACUGUGAUUACAAGUUUAUGGGCGAAUUCUCACGAAAAAAGCGACGGUUGGGUUGGUCGCGCUAUUCCACGAAAUCUGUUCUUUGUUGGUUAUCCUGGAAGAUACAGCUGUUACCGGCCUUGUUUUUAAAAUGCUCCUGUUCUCUGAGCUUUCGGCCGCUCGAGUCAUAUCGAAAAACAUUAUUUGCAUUAUACAUAUUUAAUAAUGAGUGCCAUAAAAAGUCAUUAAAAAUCUGAAAUAAACAUAAGUGACACUUGAAUGAACGUUUCAACAGUUUAUAUGUUUUAGGAUACGUAAGGAGGUUAUAUAAAUUAGGAUGCCUGCUGGUAAACGAGCUGUACAGCAUUCUGUGAGGCUAGAAGAGCUGAAAAAGUUUAAAGAAAUAUUUGAUGAAAAUGAACACUUAUUACCAGACUCAAAUGCAAUUUGGACUCAAGUUAGUGAAAAACUUGACGUUAAAAGAAGGAACAUAUAUGAAUAUGUUCAUCAAGACAGACAAAAUGUUAAAACGAACCUACUAAAGUAUUUUCGUGAUAACGAGAAUGCAAAAAAUGCAACAAAUUGCAAUGAAAGAGAAGAAAAUGAGCAGAAUGAUAUAAAUUAUAAUCUAAAAAAUAAUGAUCAGAAAUAUAGAUUGAAGCAAUGUAACAAAGACAGCUAUAAUAACGAAAGCUCUGAAGAUCAAAGCUGUGAAGAAGAAAGCUCUGAAGAUCAAAACAGCUGUGAAGAUGAAAGCUCUGAAGACCAAAACAGAUGUGAAGAAAAAAGCUCUGAAAAAAAGUGUAGAAAAAACUGAUCAAAAAUACUUCAAUGUAUUAGAUAUGUUGCAUCAAUUAAGACUAGAUAUGCAAUUUAAAAAAUUUAUACGUCAAAUCAAUUAUGUAUAUUUUUACUGUAUGUGGUGGAGUCCAGAACAAAUACAGUUUUACAGAUCAGUUUUAAGAAAAAUUAACUAUUUAGAAUUAUUGGUAUUGGAAGAUUGUAUUAAUGAAAUAAGUAUUUCAAAGAAUACGAGUGGAAAGAUAAAUUUAUGUACAAUUGUUGGAGCUUCUGAUUCAAGUCAAGUGUUUUCAUUUUGUCAAAUGCUUUCAGAAAGUUUUGAUAAAUUAUAUCUGUUCUUCUCAGAAUGGAUAAGAUCUGGUGCAUCGAUACCUGAAGAAAUUCUUUGUCCUCCUAUAUACAAAGUUUUAUCCGCUGUUUGUGAUGCAUUCAAUGGAUCAAUUACUUAUGAGCAGUAUCUUCUGCAAUGUUUUCUUGUUCUUUCAAAUUUAUUGGUUUCUAAUCGUUUACCAAAGUGCACAUUUCAUAUACCGAUCACAAGUGUACUCACAUGGAUGGAAGAAUUAGAGUGCUUUAAAAAGGAU
Messenger RNA from Nasonia vitripennis (jewel wasp), 1414 nucleotides. Its product is annotated as GATA zinc finger domain-containing protein 24-like. The record is from RefSeq and is a predicted model, not a curated record. Bases 367 to 846 code for a protein of 159 amino acids. The transcript has 2 exons. NCBI's taxonomy places the organism in Eukaryota, Metazoa, Arthropoda, Insecta, Hymenoptera, Pteromalidae.